Messenger RNA from Hippoglossus stenolepis (Pacific halibut), 8160 nucleotides. It is a transcript of the gene zanl, whose product is annotated as zonadhesin, like. The coding region runs from base 1 to 8160 and encodes 2719 amino acids. Gene Ontology annotation, molecular function: protein binding. The record is from RefSeq and is a predicted model, not a curated record. The transcript has 50 exons. NCBI's taxonomy places the organism in Eukaryota, Metazoa, Chordata, Actinopteri, Pleuronectiformes, Pleuronectidae. Gene Ontology annotation, cellular component: membrane; extracellular matrix.
AUGGACACAUUACAAUUUCAAAUUUUGCUCUUAUGGAUGUGUGGCUGCAGAGCAGGCUGGGCGCAGCACAGUCUGCAGAACCCACAAAGAGAAGAUGCUGAAGUGCUGACUUCCUGUGACUUUAACCAGGACAGUCACCCAUUCUGCAGGUUCAUACAGGACACUGCAGACAAUAGUGACUGGACCCGACAUAAAGGUCGAACCCCAACAGAGGGAACCGGACCAAGCGGAGACUACCCUGAUGGAAAUGGAUUCUUCAUCUACCAUGAGUGUGACAAUGUUGCAAAUAUGCAGAAAGCUCGUCUGCUGAGCCCAGCCCUCUCAUCAUCGGCCUCUCAGAUCUGUGUCCAGUUUCGAUACUACAUGUACGGCUCAGAUGAUCAGAAUGUGUUAAGGGUUCUGGUCAAGAGGCUCAAUGCAGAGGAAGAGGUCUGGAAAAAGACCGGAAUCCAGAGUCCGUCUUGGCUGAAGAGCUCCAUCACUGUGUCCAAACCUGGUAGUCAGAGCGUCACUAUCGUGUUAGAAGCUCAGAGAGGCUUCUCCUCUUCCUGUGAUUCAGCUUUGGACAACAUUGUUAUUACUGAAGGAGCAUGUCCCUCUUGUGUUUCUGGCUGCGAUUUCGACUCUAUUGGUGACCUGUGUGGGUGGACAACACAAACUGAGAAUAAUGAUGUGUUUGGCUUUGAGCAGUGGCCUGGACCAACAGACACUCCUGGCACCGGACCUGAUGAUGACUUCUCCAAACCUGGAAUUGGUGCCUACAUGUUGAUGGAUUCUUCCGAGGCCAUCCCUCAAGUCAGUUCGCAGAUCAGAAGUCCUCUAUUGACCCCCUACUCAGGAUGUGUGGAACUCUUCUUCCACUACUACCUGUAUGGCACCAGCACCACCAUGCAGCUCACUGUCCACACCAUCACCGAAAAUGGAAACGUUGGACCAACUCUUUUUACCAGGACGGGCAACCAGGGUCAAGGCUGGAAGCCUGCAGAAGUCCAGUACCUGGGAACUGCUGCUAUUCAGUUUGUAAUUGUGGGUACCUUUGGAGAAACUCCUGAGACAGAUAUUGCCAUUGAUGCUGUGUGUAUCAUGGCCUGCAAAGGCCUAACUACACCAAAACCAACAACUCCUGGACCCACUACACCAAAACCAACAUCUCCAGGACUAACUACACCAAAACCAACAACUCCAGGUCCAACUACACCGAAAUCAACAACUCCCGGACCAACUACACCACAACCAACAACUCAAAGACCAACUACCCCAAAACCAACAACUCCAGGACCAACUACGCCGAAACCUACAACUCCAAGACCAACUACACAAAAACCAACAACUCAAGGACCAUCUACACCAAAACCAACAACUCCAGGACCAACUUCACUGAAACCAACAACUCCAGGACCAAGUACACCAAAACCAACAACUCCAGGACCAACUACGCCGAAACCUACAACUCCAAGACCAACUACACAAAAGCCAACAACUCCAGGACCAACUACACCAAAACCAACAACUCCAGGACCAACUACACCGAAACCAACAACUCCAGGACCAAGUACACCAAAACCAACAACUCCAGGACCAAGUACACCAAAACCAACAACUCCAGGACCAACUACACCGAAACCAACAACUCCAGGACCAAGUACACCAAAACCAACAACUCCAGGACCAACUACGCCGAAACCUACAACUCCAAGACCAACUACACAAAAACCAACAACUCCAGGACCAACUACACCAAAACCAACUACAAAGCCACCAAACCCAUGCCCACCUGAUGCAGAGUAUAUAGAAUGUGGCCCAUCUUGUAUCCCCACUUGUAUUGAGCCCUCCACCAACUGUUCUGGAUCCUGUAUCAGCGGCUGCUUCUGCAAACCAGGGUUUGUCUUCAAGGGGCGGCGCUGUGUGCCACUGGAGAAAUGUGGCUGUCUGGAUGACCAGAAUAACUACUAUGAGCCUGGCGAGAUCUUAUUUGGAGAUGACUGCUCAAAGCUGUGUCGCUGUGCAGGAAACUAUACUUUACAGUGUGUUGAUAACUCCUGUGACCCAACUGAAGAGUGUCGCAACAUUGAUGGUGUUGGAAGCUGCUAUCCCAAAGCUACAUCCACAUGCAUUGCAUCUGGUGAUCCCCACUACACCACAUUUGACAAACGCAGGUACAACUUCAUGGGCAACUGCAGCUAUCUGAUGUCUAAACCCUGCAACAAAACAGCUCUGCCAUACUUUGAGGUCCAUGCUGACAAUGAAAAUCGCUAUAACUCACCCACCAUCUCCUAUAUAAAGGCCGUACAUGUAUAUGUGUACAUGGUGAAGAUCUCCAUUCUCAAAGGGGGCACUGUGCAGGUGAAUGGGACCAAUGUAAAUCUGCCGGUGACUCUGGCCCCUGGUGUGUCUGUGUUCAAGUCAGGAAAGCAUUACACUGUGUCCUUAAACUUUGGUGUGACCGUUCGCUAUGAUGGAAAUCACUUCAUGGACAUCAAAGUGAUCAAAGACUUUCAGAAUAAACUGUGUGGACUGUGUGGAGAUUAUAAUGGAGAUGCCAAAGAUGACUUCCGUAAGCCAAAUGGAUCAUUGACCAACAAUGUCAAUUCCUUUGGACACAGCUGGAACAUUGACCCAAAGUGUAAUACGAAACCCAACACCACCAUUCCAGGGUGUGAUGAAGAGCAGGAGCAAUAUGAGAGCUCUACAUACUGUGGCAUCCUGCUGGACAAAGACGGUCCUUUUGCUGUAUGCCACCCCAGAGUCAUCCCCAAUAAUUAUUUUAAAGACUGUAUCUUUGACCUGUGUGAGCUGGAUGGAGCCAAGCCCAUUCUGUGUGAAGCAAUUGAAGCCUACAUCAAUGAAUGCCAGGACCGGGGAGUCAACAUUGGACCCUGGAGGAAUGAAACCUUUUGCCCCCUGAGUUGCCCCCCCAACAGCCACUAUGAGCCCUGUGCAGACCCCUGUCAGGAGACGUGCACUGGGAAGCCUCCUUCCUGUGACGGGCCCUGCUCUGAAGCCUGUGUGUGUGAUCCUGGCUAUGUCCUGAGUGCCGGAAAAUGUGUCAAAAAUAGUGCAUGUGGCUGCCAAUACACCAACGACCAGUAUUAUGAGCCUGGAGAGGAGUUUUAUGAGCAGGACUGUAAGCUGAAGUGUAGGUGUGAUGCUCAAAAUGUUACCUGUGUGACCUCUGAAUGCCCCCCAAUGAAUGAGUGUAAACUCCAAGAUGGCGAGUUGGGCUGCUAUCCCACUGGCUCUCAGGAUUGUGUAGUCUCUGGAGAUCCUCAUUACAACACAUUUGACAAGAAGUUCUUCAGCUUUAUGGGAACAUGUACCUACACAUUGGCGAGAACAUGCAAGAACAAGACAGGUCCUUGGUUCUCAGUGGAGGGGAAGAAUGAGGCGAGAGGAGUGUCAAGUGUGUCGUACCUGAGGAAACUCUAUGUCACUGUGAAUGGAAUUACUGUGACACUGAUGAAGGCCAGAAAGACGCUGGUAAAUGGAGUGCGGGUGGCCCUCCCUCACUCCCCCUCCCCUCUCAUGACUAUCAGCCUUGCUGGUCAGUACAUCACCCUGCAGACACCCUUUGGUCUUCGGGUGCGUUGGGAUGGAAACCAUUACGCCCAGAUCUCAGUUCCCAGCUCCUACAAUGCCCAGAUGUGUGGUCUCUGUGGUGACUACGAUGACAACCCAGGCAAUGACUUCACCAAACCAGAUGGCACUCUGGUAGGAAACGCCAAUGACUUCGGGAACAGCUGGCAGACUGAAGAGGAUGAGGAUGAAUCGUGUGUUCCAGGUACUAAACCUGACCCAGACUGUGAUCCAGAACUACAGGCUGAGGUGGUGAAACCAGACAAAUGUGGCAAAAUUAAAGACCCUGCUGGACCCUUUAGGGAGUGUAUCAGUGUGGUGAAUCCCACUCCAUUCUUCCAGAGCUGUGUGUAUGACAUGUGUCAGUUCAAUGGUCAGCAGCAUGUGUUGUGUGACCAGCUCCAAGCCUACACUGAUGCCUGCCAGAACGCCGGUGCCAAAGUCCACCCGUGGAGGACUCCAGCCUUCUGCCCCCUGGACUGUCCCCCCAACAGCUCCUACUCUCUGUGUGCCAGUUCGUGUCCAGAGACGUGUCUGGGUGUGGUUGGACCUCCGGGCUGUGAGGAUGUGUGUGUCGAGGGCUGCCAGUGUAAACCAGGCUUUAUCCUCAGCAAUGACAAGUGUGUGGCACUGAAAGACUGUGGCUGUGUGGACACCAGCGGGACCUAUCACCCUGUGGAUGAUGACUGGUACGUAGAGGGUUGUGGGCAGAAGUGUGAAUGUCAAAGUGGAGGUUUCAUCCAGUGUUACAACAGCAGCUGUAAACCAACAACUGAGAGCUGCCAGCUACAAGAUGGAGAAUAUAAAUGCCACCCUCAGGGAUUUGGCAUCUGCUCAGUAUCUGGAGAUCCUCACUACAUCACAUUUGACAAAUUCACCCACAAUUAUAUGGGAGCCUGCUCCUACACCUUGACCAAACCCUGCAACAUCUCCUCCGACUUGCCGUACUUCACUGUGGACACCCAGAAUGAGCACAGAGGAAGUAAUAAGAGGGUCUCCUACGUCAGGGCUGUGGUCAUCAAUGUGAAUGGUGUGACUAUCAUCCUCGGCAAGGGUCGCAAAGUCCAGGUCAACGGCACAGUGGUUGUCCCACCUGUCAGCUCUAUCAGUGGUGUUCAAAUCUUUCUGAGUGGAAAGUUUGUUGUUCUGGAGACAGACUUUGGCCUGAGGGUGCGUUUCGAUGGAAACCACCACGCUGAUGUCACUGUGCCAAACGCCUACAAUGGCCUGCUCUGUGGCAUGUGCGGAAAUUUCAAUAAAAAUCCAAAGGAUGACAACUUGAAACCAGACAAUAAACCGGCUGCUAACACCAAUGAAUUGGGAGACAGCUGGCAAGUUCCUGACCUGCGGCCUGACUGCACUAAUGGAGGAGAACAUGAAGACUGUGAUAAAGAAAUAGAGGAGGAGGCCAAGAAGCCCACCAGCUGUGGCAUGAUCACUGAUCCAAAUGGUAUCUUCAAGCCUUGCCACUCUGUUGUGCCCCCGGGUCCAUACUUUGAGAACUGUGUGUAUGACUUGUGUGCGACUGGAGGUCAGACCGUGGCUCUGUGCCAGUCCGUAGAGAGCUACGCUGAUAUGUGUGCUGCUGCAGGAGUCCCCAUCGCGUGGAGAAACCGAACCUUCUGUCCUCUCAAGUGCCCCCCAAACAGUCAAUACACCCCAUGUGGCCCUGCCUGUCCCCAGCCCAGCUGCCAGGACCCUGCAGGCCCCGGUGUCUUCUGCAACCAGCCCUGUGUGGAGGGAUGCAGCUGUAACAAAGAUUUUGUCCUCAGUGGAGACAAAUGUGUCCCACUCAGUGAGUGUGGAUGUACUGAUGAAGAGGGAAGGUACAAGCCGACGGGAGACACUUGGUUCACAGAGACGGACUGCUCAGAGCGCUGCAAGUGUAAUAGCAACAACAACAUCACCUGCGAGCCGUGGCAGUGCAGCCCUGCACAGGAGUGUAAAGUGAUGGAGGGAGUACUCGACUGUCACUCCACUGGUAAAGGAGUGUGUCAAGUGUCUGGAGACCCUCACUACUACACCUUUGACGGUGUGAUGCACACAUUCAUGGGCACUUGCACUUACACCCUGGUGGAGGUCUGUAACACCACCAACGUCACUCCCUUUAAAAUAGUAGCUAAGAAUGAGGAGCGUGGUCAGCCGGACGCCUCCUAUGUCCGCUCUGUCAAAGUCUAUCUGCCGCAUGAUACUGUGAUUGAACUGCAGAAGAGCCGCAGAGUUCUGCUGAACGGACGUCGGGUACGCACCCCAGUGGCCACUAACAUGGCCAAGGUGAUAAGCAGUGGGUCCUACAAUCUGCUGGACACAGACUUUGGUCUACAGGUGAAGUUUGAUGGAGUCCAUCACCUGGAGAUAAGUGUUCCCGGAGAAUACUUCAACAAGCUUUGUGGCAUGUGUGGAAACUACAACCACAAUUCCACUGAUGAAAACCUGAUGCCCAACAAGAAGCCCAGCAAAGAUGUGAUUGAACUCGGCAACAGCUGGAAAUCAGAUGGAGACAGUGAUCCUGGCUGUCAGCCAGACACUCGUCCAGACAUCCACCCCAACUGCACUGCAGAUGAAGAGAAACGUUUCGAGAGUCAGUGUGCUGAGGUCAUCCUCUCUAAUGUCUUCAAGCCCUGCCAUUCUCUGGUGCCCCCUGAAGCGUUUCUGGGUAACUGCAUCUAUGACAUGUGUGAGUACGACGGCAUGCAGGCAAUGCUCUGUGACAACGUGCAGGCAUACGCUCAGGCCUGUCAGAGUGCUGGAGUCACCAUCAGCUGGAGGAACAAUACCUUCUGUCCCCUGCCUUGCCCUCCCAACAGCCACUACUCAGAUUGUACUGCCCCAUGCCCACCAACCUGCUCUGACCUCUUCCCCAUCGUCUGCCACCUGCCUCCAACCACCUGUGUUGAAGGCUGCCAGUGUGACGCCGGAUAUGUGCUCAGUGACAACAAGUGUGUCCCUCUGGACAGAUGCGGCUGUCUGGACUCAGAUGGAGACUACCAUGAUAUGGGAGACUCGUGGCUUACAGAGAAAUGUGCUGACUCAUGCAUCUGUAACCCUGGUGGCAGCAUCACCUGUAAGGCCCACAGCUGUAACUCCAACUCAGUGUGCGCCCUGGAUAAAUAUGGAGACCUAUCCUGCAAACCCAGCAGUUUCAAGAAGUGUAGCAUCGCUGGGGAUCCUCACUACCGCACAUUUGAUGGUUUCACCCAUCACUUCCAGGGCCCCUACACCUACAUCCUGACUCAGGACCACAACCGCCACUCCUCUCUGUCGCCCCUGGUGGUAAGGGGGAAGAACAUCAGACGUGGGGGCAACAGGAGGGUGACAUUCCUGGAUCAGAUGUACAUUGAUGUUGACGGUGUCAAUAUUCGCUUCCUGCAGAAGAAUAUCAUCUUGGUGAACGGGGAGCGUGUCGUGCCUCCUUUCAGUCCAGUUGAUGGUUUGACUAUCACAAGGAACUCCAGGCAGGUCCAGCUUACCACUGUCUUUGGCCUUACAGUACGCUUUGAUGGCAAAAUUCGCGGAGAGGUCAUACUGCCCAGCACCUACAAGAACUCUGUCAGAGGCUUAUGUGGAAACUUCGAUGGCAGCACCAGAAAUGAGUACAUGAAGCCAGAUGGGACGGUGAUCAGGAGCCUGAAUGCGUUCGGAGACAGCUGGAGAGUCAGUGACCGACAGGCUGAUGGACUAAGGACAUACGAUCUUCCUCACACAGUCCAUGUCCAUAGGCGAGAGAUUGAGACUGACCCAGACUCGGGAUUUGAGACAUCAGACUGCUCUCAGUCUCAGAUCAAUGAUUACAACAGUGUGACUCAGUGUGGAGCACUGUCUAAUUCCAACGGACCGUUUGCUGCCUGCCAUGCCACCCUGUCACCCAAAUCCUUCCAGGAUGACUGUGUGUUCGACCUGUGUGCCGAGCAAGGUAGCACAGCGCUGCGUUGUGCCAGUUAUGAGGCGUAUGCUGCAGUUUGUCAGGAAGCAGGUAUCAAACUGGGAUCCUGGAGGCAGCAGCUGGACUGUGUUCUCUCAUGUGGUGCCAACAGCACCUACUCCACCUGUAUGUCACCUUGCCCACCCUCCUGCGCCGACCUGGCAGCCCCUUCUGAGUGUGACACCACUUCCUGUGUGGAGGGGUGCCAGUGUGCCAGGGGCUUCGUCAUGAGUGAGGGAAUCUGUGUGCCAUACUCAGAGUGUGGCUGCACCUUCCUCAACAGAUACUACCCUCUGAAGGAGACAUUUGUGACUGAGGAUUGUUCUCAGGUCUGUGAAUGCACCAGCACUGGUGCCGUGUGCCGGUCCAAGACCUGCCAGGACAGUUACGUCUGCACCAUCUAUGACUUCAAACGUGACUGCUACAGAGCGAGUCCCUGUCUCAGUUACCCCUGUCUGAAUGGAGGAACAUGUGAAGCAGGAAGCAACAACACCUACACCUGUCAGUGUGCAGAAAGCUUCGAGGGCUCCAACUGUGAGGUGGAGAAAACACAGACAGGAGGACUGGAAACCAAGGAGAUAAUCCUGAUUGCGGUUCUGGUCUCAGUCGCUAUGAUUAUCAUCGUGGUCACCAUUGCGUGUGUUUGUAUAUGCCAAGCCAAGUGA